AAGGUCCGGGUAAAUUCAACUGACCGAUUCCAUUUUAUCACCCAAUGAAAUGCGGCCCAUUGAAAUAACGCCGAACUUUAAAAACAUUUUUUCACAGUAACAACACUGAUUGAAUAUUCAUAUCGCAGAAACAGCGAGAGAGCAACAAACACCAGAGUGCAACUCUUGUUCUUCUUACUGCAACAACAAUGGUAUGAAUCAAACUACACUCUUAAUACUGUCUUUAUUUAUCAAACUUACAAUCCUAUCAUCAUGUUUUGUUACAAUAUUCGCAGAUCAUUGCUCUACCGUAAUAACCUCACUUUCACAACUUCCUCUCCCAUUCUUCAUCUUCUUCUCAAACCCUUUUCAUCUUCUUCUUCCAAAAAUCACACUUUCACACUCAACUACCUCAUUCAAAAUCUUGCUUUCUCUCCGCAAACCGCUUCCAAAAUCUCCACCAAAGUUCUUCUCCACAACUCACAAAACCCCGAUUCAGUCCUCGCCUUAUUCAAAACCUAUGGCUUCUCAAAUUCUCAGAUUUCCAGUAUCAUCAAAAAGUGCCCUAAACUCCUCAUUUUCAAUCCCAAUAAAACCAUUCUCCCUAAACUCCAUUUCUUUCUCACAAAGGGUGCUUCUACUUCUGACCUUAUUCAAAUCGUCACCAAAAAUCCAAGGUUCUUAUAUCUAAGCUUGCAAAAUUCCAUCACCCCUUCUUAUGAUUUAGUCAAAAAAUUCUUACUUUCUGAUCAAUCAACCAUAGCCUCUAUCAAAAUUUACCCUUGCUUCAUUUGUUCUAAAACCCCUUCUCAGAAUAUUCAAUUCCUCCUUCAAAAUGGCGUCCCGGAGUCUAAAGUUGUUACUUUUUUGUUGCAAAAUCGGAAUAACUUACUCACUCAAAAUCCUCCGUUGUUUAAGAAGGUAGUGGUGGAAUUAAUGGAAUUGGGAUUCAACCCCAAAACAACUUUUUUCACUGUGGCAUUGGGUGCUAAGAUUAUGAAACCCAUAUGGGAAACCAAGAUUGGCUUGUAUAAGAAAUGGGGUUGGUCUGAAGAAAAUAUUGUCUCCGCAUUUGUCAUGUAUCCAUGGUGUAUGUUGACGUCUGAGAGUAAAAUCGAGGCAUCAAUGAGUUUUUUUGUCAAUCACAUGGGUUGGGAUUCCCUUGUGCUUGCCAAAAAUCCGAUACUUCUUUCGCUGAGUCUCGAGAAAAGGGUGAUUCCUAGGGCUUUUGUCUUGAAGUUUCUUGAAUCUAAAGGUUUGAUUAAGUAUGCUAAAUUGGCUGCACCUUUCAAAGUUUCUGAGGAUCUGUUUUUGAAGAGAUAUGUGAAUCGAUUUAAGGAAGAAUCUUCUCAGUUGUUGAAAUUGUAUGAAGAGAAAAAAUAUGUUUCAAAUAAGGCUUUAUGAAAAGGUUUGCGAUUGCGACGUAAUAAGGGAAGCGACAUCAUCUGUUUCCGCGAUCAUGACACAGCGUGGCUGAAUUUAGAACCUUGUUUUGAAGAUAGCACAGAUAUGCAAGCUGUGUCUCAACUGGUUAGCUAGAAAUACUUAUUGUAAUUUGACAACUAAUAAUGACUUUUGAAUGCAACAUGAGUUAUGUAUUUUGGUACACAUCAAGGUCGAUAAUUAAGGUCUUCGAUAGUAACCUUAACUUUCACUAUUUGUUGCACAAGUAAUGUUCAUUCAUGAUUAGACAUGGUAUGUAGUCUUACAACACAAUUUUGUUUGUGGUUUUGUUUAUACAAAAGUUCAUUGCCUACUCUGCAUACUUUGCUUA
Lathyrus oleraceus (garden pea) is the source of this 1753-nucleotide messenger RNA. RefSeq lists its product as uncharacterized. Gene Ontology annotation, biological process: regulation of DNA-templated transcription. Lineage: Eukaryota; Viridiplantae; Streptophyta; Magnoliopsida; Fabales; Fabaceae. Gene Ontology annotation, molecular function: double-stranded DNA binding. The record is from RefSeq and is a predicted model, not a curated record. The transcript has a single exon. Bases 253 to 1383 code for a protein of 376 amino acids.